CAACGUAAAAUAUUAUUAUUACAUUCCAAUAAAAAUAACUUACGGAUAGUGUUAUCAGAUCACGUAUUAAAAUUACAACACACUAAUCAUACAAAUGUGUUUUAGUAAAAUUAAUAGUUUUAUGAGAGUUGAAGUUUACAAACUUCGAUUUCUAUGUAGAUAAUUGGUUGUUUCUUUCGGAAACGAAUAAACAUUGGGCUUGCAUAAAGGCGACUUCAAAUAGUAAAUAAAGGUACAAUAAUGGAAACUGACGAAGACUCGCGACGGACCAACAUGCUGGAUGACCUGCCUCCGAUUAGUUGUGACAGCAACUUCGAGGAUUCCGCCGGGAGCGGGUCCAACGAGAUCGGCGAUAUGACAUUCUGCAUGGGAAAUUACAUCAGUGAGUUCAUGAAGAUGAUGUUUACAAUGAGAUCACACCAAAUGCUGACUGAUGUCGUGUUGGAAGUUGGAAACGAACUCUUUCACGUCCACAAAGUUGUAUUAGCGGCGGGCAGUCCUUAUUUUAAGGCGAUGUUCACGAGCGGCCUCAAGGAGUGUGAAAUGUCAAGGGUUCGGUUACAAGGCGUGUGUCCUUCAGCGAUGGCCUGGCUGAUAUAUUUUAUGUACACGGGGAAGAUCAGGAUAACUGAAGUGACUGUCUGCCAGCUGCUCCCGGCCGCCACCAUGUUCCAGAUAACGAAUGUAAUAAACGCAUGCAGCGCGUUCCUCGAGCGACAGCUGGACCCCUCGAACGCGAUCGGCAUCGCGAACUUCGCCGAACAACACGGAUGCGUUGAACUCAAGAAGAGAGCCAAUCAAUUUAUCGAGAGACAUUUCACGCAGGUGUGCCAAGAAGAAGAAUUCCUACAACUAACAACACAAGAACUAAUAUCUCUUAUCCGCAAAGACGAACUGAACGUAAGAGAAGAAAGAGAAGUGUAUAACGCUGUUUUAAGUUGGGUAAAAUACGAUGAGGACAGAAGGCAUCCCCGGAUGGAGCACAUCCUGCAGGCGGUUCGAUGCCAGUACCUAACACCGAGCUUCCUGAAGGAGCAAAUGAGCACGUGUACGGUUCUAAAGAAAGUACCUGCCUGUAGGGAAUACUUAGCUAAGAUAUUCAAGGAUCUGACAUUACACAAGAACCCGGUCGUGAAAGAACGCAGACCGAACACGCCCCGCAUUAUAUACGUGGCUGGCGGGUACUUCAGGCACUCGAUAGACACGUUCGAGUCGUUCAACUUAGACGACAACUGCUGGACGACUCUGCCGCGACUGACCGUGCCCAGGUCGGGACUCGGAGCGGCGUUUUUAAAGGGUUUGUUCUAUGCGGUCGGUGGUCGGAAUACGUCACCGGGCUCGUCCUACGACAGCGACUGGGUCGACGUGUACAAUCCCGCCACGGAACACUGGCGACCUUGUAGUCCUAUGUCAACGCCGCGUCAUAGGGUGGGUGUGGCAGUAAUGGACGGUCUCUUGUACGCCGUAGGAGGUUCGGCCGGAUCAGAAUAUCACAGGACUGUUGAAUGCUACGAGCCCGAGCGCGACCUGUGGAGCAGCGUGGCGGCCAUGAGCACGGCGCGGCUGGGCGUGGGCGUGGCCGUCGUCAACCGGCUGCUGUACGCGGCGGGGGGGUUCGACGGCGCGCGCCGCGUCGCCUCCGUCGAGUGCUACCACCCCGAGAACAACCGCUGGACCGAGGUCGCGCCCAUGCACGUCGCGCGCAGCGGGGCAGGCGUGGCAGCAAUGAAUCAGUUCAUAUACGUGGUGGGAGGCUACGAUGGCUCCCAGCAGCUGGCCUCCGUGGAACGUUACCAUACUGAGAAAAAUACCUGGGAACUUGUCGCCCCGGUGCAGAUAGCGCGCUCCGCACUCUCGCUCACCGUACUGGAUAACAAACUGUAUGCUUUAGGUGGUUACGACGGCACGUCGUUCCUGGACAUCGUGGAGGUGUACGACCCGGCCACGAACAGCUGGUGCAACGGCACGCCGCUGACGUCAGUGCGGUCGGGCCACGCGUCCGCCGUGUGCUACCAGCACGUGGCGCCGCUCUCCGACCACUGCGACCUCGCCGCCGCCGCCACCGUGCCCAGGAAGAUAGGCAAACGGACCGCCUCCACCGCAGUCCUCACUCAGCCGUCGUCCUCCAGAAACGACGACAUCCCAAUGGCCAACAAUAUCAUUCGGACUUUAUCGAACACUAGGAGCUUCGAGAACGGCCUGUAGUGACUAGUGCUGUGAUGUGAUACUCGAUAUAAAUCGGGACCGUCCUUGUAUAUAAGUCAGUGAGAUUUGUGAUUUUAUUUCUCGUAGCCAUACGUAACGUAUCGCAUGCUGAUUGUUUUGGUGACAGUACUAAGGAAUGACGGCCAAUAGCAUAUUCCACCGUAUAGUUGAUAUGACAAUGUUACGUUGUAACUUUUGACGUUCUGACGAAAGAAAUGGAUCGUUAUAAUUUUGACUACAACAGUUUUAUUGAGUACAAAACAAUUGUACUUAUUGUUUGACUAAAAAUGUUCUUCCUUGAACUUAAUGUUAUUGUUGUUAAGAACUGUAUAGGUUUAACGUUAAUUAGCUUUUCAUGCAUUCAUAGAGAAACCUGUUAGGAAGUGUAAAUACAGUAGAGCUGUUAUGCGCUUUUAUGUAGGCGGCCUCAAAGCCUGGACUCCCAAGACGCAUAUUCAUUCACUAGCGCAUAAAAUUCUUACAAUAAACAUUUUUAUAUUUCUUUUUCAAAGAAAAAUGAUAGCAUAUAUUUUUAUUCCAAUAUAAACCAAUAUUUAUUUAUUUUUCUGUGUUAAUUGAAUUAAAAAAACUGCAAAUAGGAACUGACGUGUUGUACUUGAUUGAAUCUUAAUGACUGUUCUUAUUUAAUUCAGUCUGUGUAAGGUAUAUCUAUAAAAUAUAAACUUAGAAUCUAUAGAAAGGAACCUAUUCCGAAAACAAAAGACGAAAUGCGAUAAAUAAUCGUAAGCGUAAAAUUAUAUUACACAGCUUACAAUAAUAUAUUAGUAAAAAUCGACUGACACGCGAGGUCAACGAACCGUGACCGCCGGCUGCCUUAAAUGUUUUGUCGUGGAUUAACGAAAUAUGAACUUACCUUCAAGCAGUGCAGAACAUUGUUUUCGGCUUUUGUUAAUGUCCCUGUACAUAUUUACUUAUUUCAAAUUUAAAUGUAGAUACUAGAAUGUGUUGAUUUUAUUAUUAAACUAUUUGACUUCACAGCUGAAUCUAACUACAAAUUUGAGGUCGUCAAGACAACUAAAGAACAAAACUUUGUGUAGUAUGUUCUAAAUGAACUGAAAAGUUAUAAAUUAGGUACUUAAUUAUUUGUUAAAACAAUUGAUUCUGAUAAUUUGUAUUAUUCUGUCGUCUAAGGGAACAGUACCAUAAUUAACUACCUACAUAGACCGCGCCUUACUGACGUAAAUGUGUUCUUAUGCAUUUUUAUUUCAAGCUCGCUUUUUACACUAGUACAAUAUUCUGUACAUUCCUUUGGACGGUAGUAUUGAAGUAAUGACAUAUAAAAUGUGAUAUAUUUUAUUUGUUUUUGUAUCUAUUUUCUACUAAAAAUUUUAAUGUUUUGAAAAUUAAAUUACGUUUUCAUUACAUAUUUAAUUAAGCCAACUAUAAAUGUUUAAUCAUGUAAAUAAUAUCAUAGUUUUAUUUGUAAGGAAAAAUAAAGACUGUUAAGGGAAGU
Bombyx mandarina (wild silkworm) is the source of this 3679-nucleotide messenger RNA. It is a transcript of the gene Keap1, whose product is annotated as kelch like ECH associated protein 1. The record is from RefSeq and is a predicted model, not a curated record. Gene Ontology annotation, molecular function: protein binding. NCBI's taxonomy places the organism in Eukaryota, Metazoa, Arthropoda, Insecta, Lepidoptera, Bombycidae.